CCCGAGCGUCCGCGGGGACUGCAAAAUGGCGGACGGCGGCGGUGAAGCGGCAGCUUCGGCGGCGCCCACUCCUCCCCCUUCCGAUGGCCGCGGCUCGUGCGCGGCCUGGGCCCAGUUCCUCCGGGCCCGGCUGGCGGGGGCUGGCGCCUCGCUGUGGAUCGCGGUCGGCCUGGGGCUGCUUUACGCUCUGAGGGCGCCCCUGAGGCUGUGUGAGAAUCUGGCGGCGGUGACAGCGUUUUUAAAUUCUUUGACUCCAAAAUUCUAUGUGGCACUAACAGGAACAUCAUCUCUAAUAUCUGGACUCAUAUUUAUAUUUGAAUGGUGGUACUUCAGGAAAUAUGGUACAUCAUUUAUUGAGCAAGUAUCUAUAAGCCAUUUGCGGCCACUUAUUGGAAGGUCAGAGAACAGUGUUCCAGAGCCAGGUUCACCUUCUGUUAGUAGGGAUGCUGAUACCAAUAGGCAGAAUCUGUCAGAAUGUAAGGUAUGGCGAAACCCUUUAAAUCUUUUCAGAGGAGCUGAAUAUAGAAGAUAUACCUGGGUGACGGGUAAGGAACCACUUACAUACUAUGACAUGAACUUGUCAGCUCAGGAUCAUCAGACUUUUUUCACUUGUGAUACUGACUCUCUACGUCCUUCAGAUACAGUUAUGCAGAAGGCAUGGCGAGAGAGAAAUCCUCCAGCUCGUAUCAAAGCAGCUUAUCAGGCUUUAGAACUGAACAAUGAUUGUGCUACCGCCUAUGUUCUAUUGGCUGAGGAGGAGGCAACGACAAUCGUAGAUGCUGAGAAGUUAUUUAAACAGGCCCUCAAAGCUGGGGAGACAAUUUACAGGAAGUCCCAGCAGCACCAGCACCAGAGUCCUCAGCAUGAAGCCCAGCUUAGAAGAGACACCAAUGUAUUAGUUUAUAUUAAACGAAGACUAGCCAUGUGUGCAAGAAAAUUAGGAAGAAUAAGAGAAGCAGUAAAGAUAAUGAGAGAUCUAAUGAGAGAGUUUCCUCCUCUUAGUAUGUUGAACAUACAUGAAAAUCUCCUAGAAUCCCUUCUAGAAUUACAGGCUUAUGCAGAUGUUCAGGCAGUUCUAGCAAAAUAUGAUGAUAUUAGUCUUCCAAAGUCAGCAGCAAUUUGUUACACAGCAGCACUGUUGAAGACUAGGACUGUGUCAGAUAGGUUCUCUCCAGAAACAGCCUCUAGAAGAGGGCUGAGCACUGCAGAAAUUAAUGCCGUGGAAGCAAUUCAUAGAGCGGUGGAAUUUAACCCUCAUGUUCCAAAAUACUUACUUGAAAUGAAAAGUUUAAUAUUACCCCCAGAACAUAUUCUGAAACGGGGGGACAGUGAGGCAGUUGCCUAUGCUUUCUUUCAUCUUCAGCACUGGAAACGGAUAGAAGGUGCCCUUAAUCUGUUGCAGUGUACGUGGGAAGGCACCUUUAGAAUGAUUCCAUACCCAUUAGAGAAAGGACAUCUAUUUUACCCUUAUCCCAGCUGCACAGAGACAGCCGACAGAGAACUAUUACCCACAUUUCAUCAUGUUUCUGUUUACCCAAAGAAGGAGCUUCCUUUUUUCAUUCACUUUACAGCAGGCCUGUGUUCCUCUACAGCAAUGCUUGCCCUUCUCACCCAUCAGUUUCCUGAAAUCAUGGGUAUUUUUGCUAAAGCUGUAAGUAUGGUCUCAAGGACUUGCUUAGAAUAUUUGUGAGACACACAGGAAACUGUUUCUGAUUUGUCUAUGUAAACCAGUUAUGAUGUGGAGAAUGUGCAUUUAGAGUAAAUUAUGAGUUAUGUCUUGUACAGUUGUUGCCAUGGAGCCAUCAAAUUUGGGUCUUGGGUUUCUUGACCUAUGAUUCUGUAACUAACAAAAAACUUGAAGGAGUGCAGUGCUGAACAUUAUAAAGUUGGUCUCUGUAGAUCACUCUUCAUAGUAAUACAGCACUCAUUACUAACUUAAGAACAAUCCAGCUUUUCUUGGCCUGCUUACCAUUAUUGUAUGUUUUGUUUGGCAUUUUUAAAAAAUUCCAUAUUUUAU
Molecule: messenger RNA, 2017 nt
Organism: Gracilinanus agilis (Agile Gracile Mouse Opossum)
Lineage: Eukaryota; Metazoa; Chordata; Mammalia; Didelphimorphia; Didelphidae
Gene: ST7L
Product: suppression of tumorigenicity 7 like
Exons: 14
Coding region: 26-1690 (554 amino acids)
Source: RefSeq, a predicted model, not a curated record